Molecule: messenger RNA, 498 nt
Organism: Phytophthora megakarya
Lineage: Eukaryota; Oomycota; Peronosporomycetes; Peronosporales; Peronosporaceae
Source: the annotation of a GenBank genome assembly
AUGCUCCCGGAAAUUGAGGAAUUGACCCCGGAAUGUAACAUUGGCGAAGCUAAUGUCGGAGUUCCGGGAGUCACAACUCCAGAGAUGGAAGCCAAGAUGAGAGGGAUCCUGAGAUACCAUCGCUGCAUCUUCCUGGGAGAUGGCAACGCAGCUCCAGCCCCGGCUAGAGGCGUAGUGUGCGACAUCGACGUCGGUGAAGCAAAACCAGUGGCUUUACGCGCGAGGCAGAUUGCCGCACCAUUCUUGGUGAAGGUGUAUGAACUCCUGAAGAAGUUGUUAGAGGCAGAGCUCAUUGAGCAUUCAGAGUCCGAGUGGUCAUCUCCUAUUGUGAUUGUGCUGAAGAAAAAUGGCAUAGACAUCCGCAUGCGUAUUGAUUACCGGCUUCUGAAUUUGCUCAUUAAGCUAUCCCGUUAUCCUCUACCUCUGAUUGAUGACCUGCUGGUAGACUUCAAAUCCGCGGUGUGGUUUAUGAGUCUCGAUAUGGCGAGUGGAUUCUGA